GGUGAAUCUAAGGAAAGGAUUAUCAAUUGUUGACUUUUACAGAGGAAGCGUUUCGCAGAGAGAUCCUGGUCAGUGAGUUGGAUGCAGCGUUCACCAUGAAGGUCUCGACCUACAAGACGAUAUUCUUCGCGAUUGCCUUCACUCUUCUGGCAAAUAAUGGUGUUUUUGCCUUCAGAAUCUCCACAGAAAGCAACAGUACGACGAGCCCUUCCAAUGAAACGACGCCAAUCCACAAGAUGCACAGAGAAGCAAUUUUAGGUAACGUAGCAUGGUCAAGUUUUGUGAUAGAACUGACGUCCCUAGAAAUGCCAUGUAUUUUUGAUGUACUAACGGAAAAGUUAACGCAUUUAUUUCUUUACUUGUUCCUUUUAGAGGCCCUUAACGUUGAUACGUUAUAUGCUACAAAAUGUCGCAAGCAAUCACUAAUAGCGUCACGGGAUUAAGAUAAUUUUCAUAAUGCGCACAGUAUGUUUUAAGUACAAACGGCUUCAUAUCCUUCUGUUCUUCGAAUCUUUAUUACAAAACCCAAUUUACCACAAAUAGCUGUAUGAAGAAGUUACUUUUUAAGAAAUCGCCGCAAAUCGAUACCUUGUUUUCUUUAAGACAACUCUGUCAAUUUUACGCACUCGAACACUAAGACUUCUGCCAUGACUAUCAUCGGUUAAUCUUUUGUUUGAUGUAUUAUGAAGAACAAAUGACUCAAUAACACCGUACACAUUACGAAAACAGCAAAAUAUCAAUGUAUGAAGAAAGUGAAUGCAAUUUGUCUUACUGCUAGGGCACUUAAGAUCUUCCGGCUUCCUUGAUGGUUAAAAGAACUCCUCGUGUGAACAAACACAUGUCCGGUUUAGUCUACAAUAAAUGUGAGACAUAAUUGAUCUUCCGUUAAAAGGUAAAAACCACGUAACGCGAGUGAAUUUCAGCAUCGAAUUCCACGAAAGAUGGAUUGUAGACGUGCGGUAGGGAGCUUAUGGCCAAUCUUAGAUAGCGGCUUGGGCCAGCUCUUGCCUUUUCUAAAAGCGACUCUCAGAAUUUUUAUCGAACGAUUCUAUUGACCGAAAUUUGAAAGCUUUUAGAGAAUUUGUAAUUGAAAACUUUAAAUAAAUAAAAUGGCGCACAGGAACUAGUCUAUUGAAGAUGCGAGCGUGAGAAAUAUCUCACGCGAAUUGGCGUGAUUUAAAAACAAUUUACCUACGGAAAGGAAGAUUAUCGUGUUUGGUCAGUAGUUAAGCGUUUUCGUCAAUAAUUUCGUUUUCAGUUGGUGGUGUUAAGUUUUGCAGUCAAUUUUUAUAAUGACAUUUUUUGUUUAAAUCUAACCUUUAUCCAACAAAUUUAACUUAAACUCUCUUGGUUCACAUAAAAUAUUAAGUUCAGCUAGCCGUUCUGGAUCUAUUUAGUAUUACAACGGCAUCAUCAGAUAAAACCCAAAGAUUAUUUCAGCGAGGAUUUGUAUUAUUCCAGGAGGGAAAUAGUUAAGCCAAAACAGGCCAACGGCCAAAAAAAAAAGGAUGCAUUUGGAGAAAUCAUUACAUUUGUCAUAAGGGUAAGGCAGGGAACCACAUCAGAAUUCCCAUCUUUUUUGGCCAAGUGGCGGUAAUUGCACCACAAAGAGUGUUACAUGUUUUAUGUGAUAUGUGGCCGCGGCUUGAAGAUUGUAUCCAUAACAUAUUUUAUGACGACAGACCGAGCUGUGUUCGGAACCUUAAGGACGCGCGAGCUCGUAACUUGAGUUGAGGAUAAUUUUUUACACCUCUUUAAGUCCUCCAUAAUAAUUAUUUUACCAUCAAAAAGGAGAUUUUAACAACUUGUUAAUCAGUACUGCAUAUGUGUGUAUGUGUUUGAAAUACGUUUCCUGAGAGUAGGACAGUGUAAUUACGUAAAUUCCGCUACCAAAGUACGAUGUUUACAACUCAUGCUGUUCGCCGCAAAACCUUUCUAUCUAAAGCAGAUGUUAGCCGCAUUGUAACAUUUCUCCAAGCUUUUAGUCGUUUAAGCUCGGAACACGUCAAAUAGGUUUUGAGUUACUUUUAAUUAGUAACAAACAUAAAAGGAUUUACAAUAACCCCCGUGCAUAGCUUUCCUCAGCAUUUCAUCACAGGCAGAAAUCAUUUAGAAAAAAAUGUUGAUGGCAUUUUUUGUUGGCACACUGAAGAAAAGAACAUUGAAACUAAACCGUAAAUCGACUUAAACUAAUGAUUCGUUUAUGUCAAAAUGAUUUUCUGAAAGAGGAGUGUUUUUCAAAUCGCAACUUUGUAACGUCAUUAUUAAAUCAGUUGUAAGAUUUUCAGUACUUUAUGUCCCAAGGACGGUUUAACAAUCAGUUGGCAACAUUGGCAACUUUCCCUAAAGUACUUAUAUUCUGAUUCAAGUGACCCGAGCGAUCAAGAAUUUGGCCUGGCACAUUUCUCCAGAUUUGUUUAUUAAGAGCACUUAGUUAAAAAAUUGAUAAAAAUUAUUUUAUUUUUAAAGUUUAGGUGUAACCACCUUUCAUCUUCAUGUCUACUAAAUUGUUUUUAAAUCACGCCAAUUUGCGUGAGAUAUUUCUCCCGCUCGCAUCUUCAAUAGACUAGUUCCUGUGUGCCAUUUAAUUUAUUUAAAGUUUUCAAUUACAAACUCUUUAAAAAGCUUUCAAAUUUUGGUCAAUAGAAUCUUUCGAUAAAAAUUGUGAGUUUCAGGGGAAGGUAUAAUGUCGUUUUAACAUAUGGAUCGUUGGUUUGGAUUGUGUUUUAUGUUUUCAACGGCCUCUUGAUUCCUCCUCGGAUCCUUAAGAAUUCCUCCUUACAGUAUUACAGCUGAAUCAAACACCAAAAUCACGGGAGGGGAAGAAAUUCUCGCCAACGAAGGAAGCUCUUGAUUGUUAAGCAAAUUCCUCUACAUACGUAUGGUCUGAUGUUAUUAUUUUUGACUUUUCGCGAUAUCCUGUAAGUUUAACAAAAGUAUAAACGUGAACUGCUUUAACCUUUUAACUCCCAUGUGUGACCAAGACAGAAUUUCUCUUUACAAUAUCAAUGCAAUGUCAAGCAGACAAGUGAUGAGAAUAAAUAUUAAUUAGGGGAUUAUUGGUUGAUCCAAUACCAAAUUCUCAAAACUAACAUUACAAGAACUAUGUGGCAGACAGUAAGGAGAAUUACUAAUGAGAUCUUGGGAAUGAAAGGGUUAAAAAGAGAAUUUAAAGAAGUAAAUCAUCGGCCCUUUUCAUGGGUUGAUACAUGUUGUUUAUCAUGCUUUAACGUGCUUCGAAUAACAGCACAAAAGUAAGAUAAACCAAAACAGAGAGAGGAUGAUGAAGGCUGGCAAGAUGAACGUGAUGCUUAGGGACAGCAAAGACUAAUUGGAUUAUGAAUGAUACUCGAACCAUAAAUUAAUUCUUUAUUUUUUUCUCAUUGACUUUGCAAAAGAUGGAGGAUGUGAUUUUGACGUGGAUUUUUGUAACUGGACCAAUGAAACAAGUGGAGAUGACUUUGAUUGGAUUCGGCUGAAAUCGAGAACACCAAGUAGCAAUACUGGACCUAGGAAGGAUCGCUCCGGAGAAGGUAGGACUCUGCAAUCAUCACUCAUAGAGAUAGUAGAUGGCUUUUUCUUAAGUGUCGCUGGCGAAAAACCAAACUAAUUGCAACAACCAAUCUAUGCAAAGGAAAAUAACACAAAGAGCCGAUGAUAACACAAGCAGGGUAUUUCAAAAGCGCGGGAAAACGCGAGGCAAUAAAGUUUUUAUGUUAGUUCUCUUAUCCCAAAAUGUAUGAAGAGUAAGUUUUAUAAGUGCUUUUUUCUGCAUUUUUCGUAUCUUUUUAUCCAAGAUCACCCUUACAUCAGCGAUCCCCAAUCAUAAACUUUUGCAUUUCUCGCUGAACCGACUUUGAAUUUCUCAAUUUUUUUUCAAAGUACGGCUUGUCUCGCGUGAUUUAACUAACAUCGUUUCUUGUUUGUACUUAAUUCUGUUUCCUGUUCUCUUUAAAAGUUGCUAUGAUUCUGCCAUUGUUGUCGUAUUUUUGUGAAAUUUUAUCCGCCCAUACAUUUUCUCUAUAUAAUGCUUUUACGUCAAGUUCCACCUGAACGUAGUUUCGUCAUAAUACUAACCCGUAAGACUUUUGUGUCCCAGGCUUCUAUAUCUACGCCGAGGCGUCAUGGCCGAGAAAAGCUGGUGAGACUGCUCGUCUCCUUGGAGGUCCGUUUUCCGGUAUAAUGUGCAUGCGUUUUUUCUACCACAUGUAUGGAAGACACAUAGCAGAUCUACAAAUCUACCUAAAAGAGGAUGGGAUGGAGAAUUUUGUCUGGGGCCGAUAUAAAAACCAAGGAAAUACCUGGAGGUACAGCAACGUCACAGUCUUCGGCAACAAUUACACAGUAAGAGAAAAUGAAACUGUUUAUAUUUGGGUGUGCGGAACUUCUGACUGAUGUGCUGAGUGUCUUUUUCAGUGAGAGUCGUUGAAACCACUUAGGCCUCAGGGGAAGUUAUGAUUGAUAACCAGGAAUGUCUUUUUUAUCGGGUGAGGCCAUGUUUCGUGCUCUUGUCUCCAAAGAUUGCUACGUCACAGGUAGCUUACGUACCAGUCUUUUCAGUUUCCUCCUAUUCGAGCAUGAAAAGCGUAAGCUUGUGGGCAUGGAACGGAGAGGGGGGCGUGGUCGCGUUACGUGUUAAAAAGAAAGAAGGAAGAGCCUUUCUUUGCUUUAGCUCAUGAUAUUUCCAGUUAUGCUGAAAGGAAACUGAAAAAAUUGCAGGCUAUGGGAGAAGUUUACAGCGUUCUUUCAAGUCAAUCUCUGGCUUCUAGACUGAUCAUAAAAUAUUUUCCCUCAGAUUAUAUUUGCUGCCAGAGUGGGCAAGUCCUAUCAGGGUGAUAUUGCCUUGGAUGAAAUAACGUUUGUCAAUGGAACUUGUGAUGGAAAGGAACUUAAUUAUUUGCCUCGCAACUUGACGGUGCACUCAGAUAUGAAAAGAGGAGAGACAGGUAUUGUAUUUGAUUAUUAUCAGCGACUGGCCAGCGGGUAACUGACUGAGAUUCUACUAAAAAAUGACAGUUAGACUAACUGAUCGGCUGACUGACUUACAAAAGACCACCCACUUAUUUACUCACCUAUGUGAGUUACCAACUGCCUAACUCACUAACUGACUGGGUGUUGGACCAACUAACUGACUAACUGACUGAUUGCCCGCUUGACUGACGAAAAGACACUACGUGCGAACCACGUACUGACACUCCGAUAUACAACGGAUGGAUUUUAUGAUUGACUAAAUCACUGAAUAUAGCGGAGUUGACUUGAGUGACUCAAUGUCAUUCUGAAUAGGUGUUUAACGUUUCUUCCUACGUAAUUGUAUUUAGGGACGUGCGACUUUGAUGGUGGGUUUUGUGAAUGGAUCAAUCUGCCCCUUGGUGAUGAAUUCGACUGGACUUUAAACAGUGGAGCUACAGGAACAGUAGACACUGGUCCAGAGAAAGAUCACACCGGAUACGAUGGUGAAUUAGUUUCAUAUUUUAUCGUAUCAUUAAGAAUUCUACGAAGACUUUAGCCUGCUUAGUGUGACCACAUGAUCGUUGAAUCGCAUAUCUAAUCUAAACUUAUAAUUUGUUUGUCAUCAGGCGCAUAUAUAUUUAUUGAGGGGUCUGCACCCCAGAGAUAUGGAGACAGGGCGCUGCUGAUGGGCCCACGCAUUUGCGGAAGAAUGUGCCUUCAGUUCUUUUACAGUAUGUACGGGGAUCGCAUGGGCAAGCUGAGUGUUUACAAGAGAGAAGGUGUGCGUAGUGACGAUCUUUUGUGGACUAUGUCGGGACAUCAGGGACCAGAUUGGCACGAGGCUUUAGUUGAUAUCGGAGGAGCUUGUUACCAGGUGCUCUAAUAUUUUUUAUCCUCUAAGAUAAGGUGUUCUUGUCAGUGAGGUAGAGAAAUUCGGUCUUUGAAUUCAGAAGGCUUAAAAAUUUUUCACAUAUCAUUGAGUUGGAACUUCGGCUCCCUAAGCUGUAAGACAGUGCUAAGAAGUUCGAUUGAGAAAGGAACGCAAAUUAGUGAUUCACAUUGGUACACGUGAAUUGUACGCAAUAUACUCGCGUGUUCUGCUUGUUCACGCGCGUGUCGCUUGUGUUCUCUUCCAGUGACAAUAGCGCGGGCCAAACCGACUGAAAUAGAUGAGUAGCUUCAGUAAGCAACCUGUGAAGUCAUCGAACUUCACUGAAAUAUCUAUAGGUAAACUUUACCGAAAACAUUUAGUCCGAGUAAAGAAUAUCUUACGCGAAAGCGUAAACAUUGGUUAGGUUAGAUUAUAGGCGAUAGAAAUCGUGGCUAACCUCUAGUACUAACAUGAUCCUUCAAAUUUAAAUUGCAGAUUAUUAUUGAAGGCGUUGUGGGUCCUUCUUAUCUUUCUGAUCUUGCUGUGGACGACAUUUUCUUUAGCAAAGGAACCUGUUGUCAGUUGAAACAAGAUUCAUUCGAUGCUGGGUUGAUUGGUGAGUCAAAGCAAACCGAACAAACAGCAAAAAAGUAACAUAACUGUUCAUCUUGCGUGGAACGCUAUCGGAAUUUAUUUUCGUGUGUUGUUAAUCAACAUGUGUAUCGCGAUCGGAUUUUCCAGGAUCGUGCACCUUAGAAAAGGCAAUGUCACAGAUACGAUUAAAAGCAGAAACUUCGUUUGAUUAACGGAACAAAUGAUGGAGCCCUGCUCGAUUUUGCGUCAAAAAUAUUCAUCUAAUCUAACUCAUUUAAUUAGUUGGCCCGAUAGUUUGCGCGUGAAAGGCCGGUCUUGAGCCUGAUCCUUUAGUCUUGGGAAAGACACCGAGUUCUCAUAUUACCUCUAUACCCUCGGGAGUAUAGGCAAGUACUGGCGUGGCCUUAGCUCAGACAUCUGAACGUUUGAUUCAACCUAAUCGUAAUAGACCUUAGAUCCUUGUUGCCUUGUGCGCUUAAAAUAUUCGGAAAUUAUACCGUCAUUUCCCCAGGUAACUGCACAUUUGAUGAAGGAUUGUGUAAAUGGAUAAAUGAUCCCAAUGAUGACUUUGAUUGGCAGCUGAUAGAGGGAGGGACUCCAAGCGAAGAAACAGGUCCAACUGCUGGUUAUGAAGGAGAAGGUUAGAUGCCUUGGUAUUGUGACCCCGUAACAUCUUCAUAUUGACAUUAAAAUCAUGCAUGUCUUUUUGAGUGCUUAGGAACUUUGUGCUAAUAAACAGGAAUCUAACAAACCCUCGGAGACCAUACAAGAAGGAGCACACUUCUUACUUGGCUUGUCAAAUGGACCGAAAAAAUUCAAGUUGAGAUACCAUCUAAUGGCAUAUAGUUAGGGGAGGUUACUAUAAAUAAGUUGGCCAAAGGAGUUGCCUUCGGUCCCGAGUUAAUGUAAAGCUGCUUAAUCAUGGAUUAGAUAAGAGUUGACACAGCGCCCUGCAUAAUUUGCUCGAUCAAAUUAUCCGCGAAGGAUUAUCAUCUUAUCUGCAUUAAGAUGGGCAGCUUUAAAGGUUUAAAUGACUCUGAAAACUUUAUUUUAGGGUGCGCUCGUAUCUUUGUAGUUGUACCAAUUUUGUCCUUUAUGGCACCAAAUUUGUUUUGUCUUAUUUCUUAAACGAGCAGUUUUCUAGAUUUUAUUAUUUUUGUUUAGAUUAUUAUUAAGCAAAAUUCAUUAAAUCAUACUAUAAUUUUUUUACUUCAUUUGCCUAGUUUUGUGACUUCGUUCACUUGAAAAUUAUUCUGGUUACUGUAAUAGGCUGAGGGUGAUUUUGAAAAAGGAAAAAUGAAAUUGAAAAAAGGGAAAGGCAAAUGAAAGGCGUGCUGCGCAACGAACCCUUAUAACGGCAGUGAAUAAGAUUAAAAGAUAACUAAAACUUACCUCUUUCACAGCACAUCAUUUUUUACCCUUUGUUUUACAUUAUAUUUUCUUCCUCAAAGGUCAGUACCUUUAUGUGGAAUCAUCAGAGCCCAGACGAUUCGCUGACAGAGCAAUCCUGACCAGCGGUUUAUUGAAGGGCCUUCAGUGCAUGCGCUUUAGAUAUUAUAUGUUUGGUCAAGAUAUGGGUUCGCUCUCUGUUUAUCGCGUGGGCGACGGAAUUAUGAGGGGCCGGUUAUGGCGUCGCUAUGGAAACCAAGGUGACAAGUGGCACGAAGCACGAGUAACUCUUCCUUGUAACUCAACGUCGUAUGUGGUAAGGUCUUGAACUUUUGCGCACAGAGUUAAUUUCUUAAACAAAUUGAUUUCAUGUUGCCAUGCAUCGGUUCAGUAAUAGGUCACAGAUGACAUUAAGAGGCGGCAGAACAAGAAUGUGGCACAUGAAUGUGUCACUGAUGUUCCUAUCGCCUUUUGACGUCGUCCGUGAUCUAUUACCGAACAGACCCACGGCAACCUAAAACCUAUGUUUUACAUAGCAAAAAAGGCAAAAAAAAAAAAAAUGCGACGUCUUCAAUGCGUCUCUCCUCUGAUAGAUCAUAGGAAGGAACCAACAAAAAUGCAUAUAUAAUUAACACUCUUCACCAAAGCGGAGGUAAAUAACCACCACUUUCUCCUACGCUGAGGUGAAUAAUUCAGUAUAUACCUCAAAAAAAGAGAAAACUAGUUUAUUUCUUUCAAUAUACCAAAAAACGGUCGGAAAUUAAACUCUUGGCGCGCGAUUUUGUCUCUUCGACUCCCCGGAGGUGAUUAGUUCUUGCUUUUUACCUCCGAACUAACCAAUCCGCGCGCGCGAAGAGCUCUGUUUACUUGUGUGAUAUAUACAAAUUCAUGUUGUUUACAUCAUUAUUUACAUCAACCAUUCACAUCACAGUAUUGAAGCCAACCAAUCUUGUUUGUCCCUUGUCAUCAUAGAAACGAUGCCAAAAGUUGUUUCUCUUCAUUUGCUUUGUUUCUUGAUCGUUUACAUCCAUGCCCCUUGUAUUUUCCUCAGCGCUGUUUGAAGGGUGAAGCCUUCUUUGAAUAACCUGAUAUGUUUGAUCCUCAAUGUGUAGCAAUGAGGAUUACGAGAAAACGAUAAUACUUACUAAUUUACUGUCACAUACGCUUUAGUAAGUAAAGGCAGAAACCUAAACGAAUAAUCUUAGCUCACAGUUGUCAAAUAAAUGAAAUUCUUUUAGAUACAAAUCGAAGCGGUUAUUGGUGUAUGGAGAAGUGACAUAGCCAUUGACAAAAUCGAGUUCACGAAAGGUGCUUGUCCUCCAUUCCAACGUGCUAUCACUGCUGCUACAACGUCAACGACGUCCGCAACUACACCGACCAUUCCAGCACAUUUAUUGGUUGAAAGUAAAGAAAAAUCUCUCUUUAUUUUUUUUUAAAAUGCAACCUUUCAUAAUAUUGCGUCAGUUUCUUUCUUACUUACUUACCUACUUAUUCACUUAUUCAUACAUACGACCCCAACUUGAUGCCUCAAACUUUGGUUGUUGUUGAAUGUUUUUUGUGUGUGCUAGUAAAUUUCAAUUGAUAUUCUAUCCGCUCCAUAUCAACACACAUUAGCUUGAGGUAAAUACGAAGAGAAGUGUCAGGAUAUAGUUGAAACUGAUCUUGCGCCACCUCAAGGAUAAAAGCAACAAAGAAGUGAAAAAUGUCUUGUUUUACUCAACUGACUUUUGCUUUGCCAGAUGAUUGUUCAUUCAAGGGACAUUUCUGUUCCUGGAUAAACGAUAACAACGAUGACUUUGAUUGGCUGAUAAACAGUGGGGAUACGAUGACUCAGAACACUGGGCCCACUUCCGAUGCGGACGGAGAUGGUGAGUACGAAAUAUUUUCCUCUGUGGCGAAAGAGCGCUUCGUAGUUUUCCAAAAAAAAUUACCUAGGCUUAGGUUCAUGUUGAAGUGUUAUAUGAGGACUGACUUUAGGACUGGGCUUUUCACUGUUACCAAAUUUGAAACCAAAGUGGCUUGACAAUUUUAAUCAAAUGAUCAGAUUCCAGAGCUACUCGUGAUGCAACAGACUCCCAUCAGUUCGCCUCAAUGGUGCCCACUCCUAGCUAUUCCCGAGGUACAGGGGCGAUGUGAGGGCUGAGUUUCUUCCCCAGAAAUAGAACCUUAAGACCCGGCUUCCUCCUUGCAAACCAUCAGACUAACUCAUCAAAUACCUUUUUCGCAAAAUCAUGUCGGGCUCAGCAGAGCUGAAUGACAUACGUCACAGGUGUGCGGUUAAUAACGCGAGCUCAAGCGUACGAGGUUUAAAAUUCAGCAAAAUUUGCAGGUAAAAAAGGGGCUGGCGUUUAAAACCAAGAAAUUUUGAUGUCACUGAAGGUAUUUUCCGAUUUCAAGUGUUUGUAAGGAGAAAAUGAAUUUUUGAAAAUAAUUAGGAGGUGUACAAAGUUUUUGGAGUAUGUUUUGGAAAAAAAUAGUGGCAGACGUUAUUCAGCUCUGUCGUCGGGCUUCAUAAUUUGUUGCUUAGUUCUACGUUUAGCAUCUAAUUUCUCCUUACAUCAUCACCCCUGAAUCACACAUUAACGUCAUGAGAAUAAAUGAAAGGAUCGCCGUCUGAAGAAGCUCUUGACUGUUGGACAUCCUCGUCGGCAUCCUAGGAAAUACACAGACAAAAGUGUAGAGGAUAUGCAGACCGAUGUUAGGGUGUAAAGAAUUAAAGAGCUUUCAUACCAGUGGAAGAUCAAACGCUCUCCUCUUGCCCAUUAUCCCUUUCUCAAUGCAUAUCCUUCUCCUUAUUUUUGUCAUCUUCAAUAUCGUUGCCAUUAUAAUUGUCGUCUGCGUUGUCAUUGGCUUUGUCGUUGUCAUCAUUAUCAUCAUUAUUCUUAUUUCGAUUUUCUUAUUAUACCGAAGGUUGGUAUAUUUAUCUAGAAGCCUCUCUGCAAAAAAGUGGUGAAAAGGCCAAGCUGCUAAGUGGAUACAUGACUGGAACCCAGUGCGUACAGUUCAAGUACCACAUGUUGGGGUCUGGAAUCGGUACUCUUAGGGUUUAUCAAAUCAAAAGAAAAGACUCAACACCGAGAGUGGUUUGGUACCGAGUCGGAGACCAAGGGGAAGACUGGAAGAAUGCACAAUUUAAUUUGUUCGGGAGAUUUUAUAGGGUAAGUUUAGGAUGUCUAGGAGACUUUGCUAGUCUGCAUUUCUUCUUUCACUGAAGCCAAGUGUAUGGGUAUAUAUAACUGAUUCUCUUAACUGUAGAAAGCGCCGCUUGUCUUUCCGAUCAGAUGGAAACGAUCACGAUUUGUAUUUCCGGAUUAUGCUAACAGUUAUGUUCUAGAAGAUUCUAAAUUGUCUGACUUUUACCGAAACUGUCAAAGCGCAUUCCAAAUGUUUAAACUAAAUUGAAAGGUGACACCUUUUAUGGAAAUUACGGAUCAGACAAGUGCUCAAAUAAAUUUGAAGACAGAUUAUCUUAUUAACUUGUCGAGGCCACUAUAGAAUGUAAGACCAAACAUCCACUGGAACAGGAAAAUCCUGGAGCUUUGAGGUUUUUUCUGAAUAGGGUGACGUUAAGUUUUAUCACAUUUAACAGUACCUCUGAUUAACCUUUGUUAUUUCCUUCCUUGAAUUAAUUGCAAGUGUCAAUGGAAAUUUAAAUGAAACCUUUUAGCCAUGUCUCCUUCCUGUGUCUUAUAGCACAUGCAUAGUACAAUCCCCUUUCGGGGACCUAAGCCUGUUCUGUUUGUUUCUCUGCAGAUUUUCAUUGAGGGUGUACGAGGUUCAACUUUCGAAGGGGACAUAGCAGUGGACUCUAUAACAUUUACACCAGGGAGAUGCGUGGUAAGAGUCAGUGAAGAAGAAAUCCAAGCGGACAGCCAUCUAGCAUUAGGUGAGAACUCUGCGUUGCAUACCGAGGUGUUACCUAGAUUGACUUAAACUUGGAUUAACGGAUCGAGGUUUGUUUCAUUCUUAAAUAGGAAAAAGAAAACGUCUACUCGGUAGCUAUGUUCCUACCUCACCGCGAGAGAAAAUCGAAAAUUUUCAAACCAGCAUAAACAGCUGACCAAAAAGAAACAAAAAGUGAUAUUUCAAGCCAUCUAGAAACAGUAGGAUUUGACCUCCCGGAAAGAGGUUCUCUUUCUGUAAGUACAGCAAAAAGGUUUGGAAAAAAGUGUCGGUUAUUCUUUUCCCCAGGAGUGUGUUCCUUCGACUCAGGUUUUUGCCAGUGGAGAAACGAGGGAAAUGAGGACCAGUUUGAUUGGUCAAUCACUGAGGGUGAGACGCCCUCGAAGGGUACUGGGCCACUAACUGGAUUUGGCGGAUCAGGUAAUUAUUUCUAUGGUAAUUAUGUACAUGAAAAAAUUACGCGCUUCUGAUUGGCUUAAAACGCGUGCAUUCACAUGCAACACGAUUGCAAAGCGGUAACAAGAGAGCAAAUUACAAAUAGAGCGCGCACGCUUUCAAAAUUUCGUCUGUCUUGACUUUCUGCGAUGUUUUUUCAUGUACAUUAUUAACAAGUAAUGACACGAUUUCUCUUGCAAUUUGGUGUAAUAAGCACUCGUUCAUUUUUGAGACUAAAAAUUGCUCUUGCCCUGCGGGCUCGUUUAAUUUUGUUGUCUUUGAAAAAUUAAUCGUGCUUAUUUCCACCAAAUUGUACUCGAAAUCAUGUUAAUACCUACACAAAAACUGAUGCAAAUUUGUAACCCUUAACUCUCACGAGUACCAAGACGGAAUUCUCCCUAAAAAAUAUCAUAACAAACUCAAGUAGACAAGUUAUGAAAAUAAAAAGUAUCACCAAUUGAAUAGGAGCUUGUAUGGCAAUUAAGGAGUAUAGAGAAUUAUAAAUGAUUUCUUGAGAGUGAAGGGGUUUAGUCAUCGAUUCGGCUUUGUGAAUUCUUUAAAUCCUCACCUAAAACUCUAGGAUAAGACUCCAACUUAAAGUAUAUUUGCGUUUUAUUAUUGCUAGGAAAGUACGCUUUUAUCGAGUCCUCCUCUCCUCGAAGGGCUGGCGACAAAGCCAUGUUGACAAUAUAUGGUUCUGGAGAGGACCGCUGUCUGCUCUUUGCUUACCACAUGUCGGGCAAAGAUAUAGACAGCCUGUCUGUGUAUAAACAAGAGCUGGGAAAAGGAAUCCUACCUGCCUUGCUAUGGAACAGUAAUGGAAACCAGGGAGACGACUGGAAAAAAGCUAAAAUUGGUAUUAAAGGAGGUAGCCAGUAUAAGGUAAGAUGCAAGUUACAAAUAUCUCCGUCGUUAAUUUGUGCGUACGAAUUGGCUAUAGCAAAACGCUGAAAUUUAGAGUAUAAUUAAAAACUGAUGGUAGCAAGUUGAAAUGAAACGUUUCGGCCACAUUUUUGGGUCAAAAUCAGCUUUCUUCAUUUCACAGCGCAAUGUUUGGUAGGCUACACUUGGCUGACGCGCGUCUCAGAUAAAUUUUUUUUUUUUUUUUUUUUCAGAGAAAAUGAAUUCUCCUAAUCCGUUGUGAUUUCCUUUGAUUUUCGCUUUUACUAAUUCCUAAUUCCAACUUCCUUCCCAUUCAGUUAAUCAUCGAAGCUGUAAGGGGUCGAAACUUUCGAGGCGACAUUGCGAUCGACGAGGUUGGCUUUAACAAGGGCUUCUGUGGAAAGCAAGUACGAAUGGUGAAAGCAGGGAAUAAAUCGGAAAACAGCAAAUAACAAUUACGCGAUCCGCGCCGAUGAGAAAGAACUUCUUCUGACCAACUGUCCCAUCACAAAUGACUUCAGAACAAAGCAUUGCUGACAGUUUGAUUACCUACAUUUUGCAUUAUUAAUAUAUAUAUAGUAUUCCGCUCGUGUUGUGGAUGAUUUUGUAGGUGUUCUAUCAUUGUUUUGAGAUAUUUAUUUGUUUGUUUUUUUUUUUAAUUCAAUUUUUGUUUUUUUUCUGGUUGAUCGUUUCUUGUUACUGUUGUUGUUUCGUAAAAGGCAAAAUUUUUCGAAGGACAACUUCAAUGCUCAAUUUCUGCGAUUACUUAGCUUCGCAAGUGUAAAGUGCGCUGCCUUUUGAGCCGCAUUAAGCAAUGCAAAACAAACUGUCACUUCCUGCUCGGAUAACGGAUUACAAUUUACAAAGGCGACAUAGCACUACUAUUUGCCUGUAUAAAGUGGUUUGAAAAGUCGCAUAUAGGUGUCCUUCGAUUGGUAAAAGGUUUUUUAGAAACUUUUAGAAAUUUUCUAGAAACUAACAGUGGUUUUAUUCAAUCAAGAGAGAUCCUGAGUCAAAAUUAUUUAGGGUUAGUUGUGUGACGUUACCUAUUGAAGCGUGACACAUGGCACUGCCAACGAACUCUUGGCUGAAAAUUUACUGUUUUAAUGAUUAAAUUUCGUUUAUCCUGAAGUUAUCACUUCUUAGAUUAAAAUCGGUAGGAAUUUGAAAUACUCUUUCUUCAAAAUUCCUUAUAUCAGCUGAAGAUGUCGCAGCAAAUGAAAUAGAAGUUGCACAAGACAGAUUUUACGACCUCUUUAUGAGGAGUCUAUGAAUAAUACAUUUGUAAAGAAAGAAAUAUCGAAAUUGGCUAAUUUUUUAUUUCCUUUUGUUCUUCAGUAAGUAGAACAAUUUUAAAUAAUUUUCAGAAAAGAAACUUCAAAGGUGCUUCUACUUAACAUCUUUUAAGAUGCAUUCAUAGGUUCCAAAAAUCAUGUGAUGCAUGACCAUUAAAGUAAUAAAAUAUGUCUCCUGUCGAGAAAUUAUUUUUUUUUUAACGAUGUUCAAUGCAUACAGCGUGCCAAUUUGGGGAUGGUCUUUGACUCGUGCUGUGUGAGAUAAGAUAGAGGAAGGAGACAUGGCUAAAGGGCUUGAUAUCAAUUUUCAGUGAUCCUUCCAAUUAAUUUUAGGAAGGAAAUUGCAAAGGUUAAUCGAAGGUAGG
Messenger RNA from Pocillopora meandrina, 14684 nucleotides. The record is from the annotation of a GenBank genome assembly. NCBI's taxonomy places the organism in Eukaryota, Metazoa, Cnidaria, Anthozoa, Scleractinia, Pocilloporidae.